AUGGUGCUGCUGCACUCGCUUGCCCCAACAACUGCUGCUGCUGCAGCAGCAGCAGCAGCAGCAGCAGCAGCAGCAGCGCGCUCAAAUGCUGCUGCUGCUUCUGGCAGCGACGGCCCUGGUUACCGCAGGUGCUACAUAUGCGGCCGCCGCGGCCGCAGCAGCAGCAGCAGCUGCAGCAGCAGCAGCAGCAGCGAGAGCAGCAGCAGCAGCAGGCUGCGGCGCUGGCUUUUUGGACCCUCCUCGCUGCAGCAGCAGCAGCAGCAGCAGCAGCAGCAGCAGCAAAUCGGCAGCUGCAACCAGGAAGACAUGCAGCGCAUUCUGCGGCGAGCUGUACGUACACUCAAAGAAAGCAGGGAAAAAGAAGCAGCAGCAAAAGGCCGGCCCCCACACCCCACAGACUACGAACUCAUGGAGAGGCGGUGGAGUGGCUUUCUGAAGGCAGUUGAAAAGCACGGGAAAAUAUCUAGAGGAAACUUUAUAGAGGUCUACACAGAUGCCUGCAUUUGUAGCAGUAGCAGCAACACUGCAGCAGCAGCAGCACUGCAGCAGCAGCAGCAGCAGCAGCAGCAGCAGCAGCAGCUGUGCGCGUGUGCGCAGAUCGGCAGCUUCGGCUUCUCGCAAAAGUGGCUGUCGGAGUUGCUGCUGGCGAAAGUGCAUGUGGGGAUUUUUAACCCGCCGCUGCCACAGGGCUUCUACGCCCCUGCUGCUGCUGCUGCUGCUGCUGCUGCUGCUGCAGAGCCAGCAGCAGCAGCAGCAGCAGCAGACCUGGGGCAGCUGCAUGCAGCGCGCGCGGGCUCUUUGGCUUUUCGCAAUCACCGAAAGACACUUGUGGUUGAUGGAAGAGAAGCUUUUGUGGGGUCCUUUAAUGUUUCAGAAGGCUCCACAGGCCCCGCAAACGGGGGCACUGGCCGCUUUUUGGAUUUGCAUGCAAGACUGUGGGGCCCUGCUGCUGCUGACUUGGGAAAAGUUUUUGUUGGUUCUUUGGAAGCAGCAAAAGCUCAAACCCUAGCUGACAAGGCAGCAGCGCAGCUGCAGCAGGGUUUUGUUGAAUUGGGGCUGGCGUUCUCGGUUUGCCCCGCUUCAAGGGUUUAG
Messenger RNA from Eimeria necatrix, 1092 nucleotides. RefSeq names its product cardiolipin synthase, putative. The transcript has 5 exons. Gene Ontology annotation, molecular function: catalytic activity. NCBI's taxonomy places the organism in Eukaryota, Apicomplexa, Conoidasida, Eucoccidiorida, Eimeriidae. The record is from RefSeq and is a predicted model, not a curated record. Bases 1 to 1092 code for a protein of 363 amino acids.